Messenger RNA from Phragmites australis (common reed), 120 nucleotides. RefSeq names its product small polypeptide DEVIL 4-like. Bases 1 to 120 code for a protein of 39 amino acids. The record is from RefSeq and is a predicted model, not a curated record. Lineage: Eukaryota; Viridiplantae; Streptophyta; Magnoliopsida; Poales; Poaceae. Gene Ontology annotation, biological process: negative regulation of cell population proliferation. The transcript has a single exon.
AUGAAGCUUAUUGGGAGCAGCAAGAGGAGAGGAGGGAUGGGCAAGGCUCUCAAGGAGCACAAGGCAAGGCUCCACAUCAUCCGGCGAUGCGUCAUCAUGCUCCUCUGCUGGGAUGACUAG